AUGUUUUCCAAGGUUCUUAGUGAUAGCAAAUACAAAGCAUUUGUUGAUGGAGAGAUCAAGGAAAUAUCUCUGCAGGAUUACAAGGGGAAGUACGUUGUGGUUGUGUUUUAUCCAUUAGAUUUUACCUUUGUAUGCCCCACAGAGAUCAAUAGGCUCAGCGAUCUUAAAGAAGAGUUUCUCAAGAGGAAUGCUGUUGUUUUACUUGUCUCAUGUGACUCAGUUUAUACACAUAAGGCCUGGGCUUCUAUUCCAAGAGAGAAAGGCGGUGUUUUGGGUGUUUCAUGGCCUAUGAUAUGGGAUGCAAAAAGAGAGCUCUGUAGUCAAUUUUCGAUGUUUGAUGAGGAGAAUGGACAUCCCAUGAGAGGAACUGUGUUACUCUCCAAAGAUCUGAGUGCUAGACACAUGAGUGUCAACUAUCCGGCAAUUGGAAGGUCUGUAGAUGAAAUUCUCCGCCUGAUCGAUGCUCUUGCUUUUAAUGAAGAGAAUGGGGAGAUAUGUCCUGUAGAAUGGAGGAAGGACGUUAAGAAUCAUUAA
Encephalitozoon romaleae SJ-2008 is the source of this 534-nucleotide messenger RNA. Its product is annotated as thioredoxin peroxidase. The coding region runs from base 1 to 534 and encodes 177 amino acids. The transcript has a single exon. Gene Ontology annotation, cellular component: cytosol. Gene Ontology annotation, molecular function: thioredoxin peroxidase activity. Gene Ontology annotation, biological process: cell redox homeostasis; response to oxidative stress; cellular response to stress. The record is from RefSeq and is a predicted model, not a curated record. NCBI's taxonomy places the organism in Eukaryota, Fungi, Microsporidia, Unikaryonidae.